AUGUCAGCAGCAGUGCCAAAUGUUACAUUGAAAAUUGAUCCUCAGGAUCUUCAGAUCCAGACAUUUACAGUGGAGAAGCUGUUGGAACCAUUGAUAAUUCAGGUUACCACAUUAGUGAAUUGUCCACAAACGCCUUCUAAUAAGAAAAAAGGAUGUUCCAAAAGAGCCCGUGUCCUCUUAGCUUCUGUGGAAAAAGCCACUUGGAAUCUAUUGGACAAAGGGGAGAAAAUUGCUAAGGAAGCCAUUGUAUUUAAGGAGGAACUUAAUGCAGCACUUAAUGAUGUUCGUAAAGAAAGUGAAGCUUUAAGUGCAUCAGCAAGGGAAUUUACCAAUGAUCCCUGUUAUCUGCCUAAAAGGAAAGCUGUUGUUCAAGCAGCACGCUUCCUUCUGGCUGCUGUCACUAGACUUCUGAUUCUGGCAGACAUGAUUGAUGUGGUAUACCUAUUGCAACAUUUAACAGUGUUUCAAAGAACAUAUGAGUCUCUACGAAACGUGUCUAGUAAAUCUGAACUACAGAAAACCUACCAGAAGCUUGGGAAAGAUCUGGAAAAUCUAGAUUAUUUGGCCUACAGACGUCAACAGGAUUUGAAAUCUAGCAAUCAACGAGAUGAAAUUGCAGCAGCACGUGCUUCUCUGAAGGAAAAUUCGUCUCUUCUACAUUCAAUUUGUUCAGCUUGUUUGGAACAUUCAGAUGUUGCAUCCCUUAUAGCCAGCAAGGACUCAAUUUGCAAUGAAAUACAGAGCGCUCUCAAUGUCAUUUCUAAUGCUUCUCAAGGAAUUAGGAAUCAAAAGGUUCAUCCUACGUCUCAUUCAGCUAUGCUAGGAAGUGCACUUGAUGAGCUUGAGCGUUUAAUCAUAUUGGAUCCACUUACAAUGAAUGAAGAAAAAAUAAGGCCAUCGCUAGAGAAACGUUUGGAAGGGAUUAUCAGUGGGGCAGCACUGUUAGCUGACUCUUCCUGCACGCGUGACUUUCAUCGAGAACAAAUAAUCGCAGAGUGCAACGCCAUCCGCCAAGCUCUCCAAGAUCUUCUGUCUGAAUACAUGAAUAAUGCUGACAAGAAAGAAAAGAGUAAUGCCCUGAAUAUUGCAAUAGAUAAUAUGUGCAAGACGACAAGAAACCUUCGCAGACAGCUUCGGAAAGCUAUUAUAGAUCAUGUCUCAGAUUCCUUCUUGGAUACCACUAUUCCACUUCUAGUUCUCAUUGAGGCUGCUAAAAAUGGAAGAGAAAAGGAAAUAAAGGAAUAUGCUGCUAUAUUUCGAGAACACACCAGCAGGCUUGUGGAGGUGGCUAAUCUUGCUUGUUCACUAUCAACUAAUGAAGAUGGAAUUAAAAUUGUCCAAAUGGCAGCUAAUCACAUAGAGACUUUGUGCCCACAGGUUAUUAAUGCAGCUUUAGCUCUUGCUGCCAGACCAAAAAGCCAGGUGGUAAAAAACAGCAUGGAAAUAUAUAAGAGCACAUGGGAGAAUCGCAUACAUGUUCUUACUGAAGCUGUGGAUGACAUUACAAGCGUUGACGAUUUUCUUGCUGUAUCAGAAGGCCACAUUCUGGAGGAUGUAAACAAGUGCAUCCUUGCACUGAGAGAACAGGAUGCUGAUGAUUUAGAUCGUGCAGCCGGUGCCAUCCGAGGGCGUGCUGCAAGGGUGGCUCAUAUUGUCUCUGGUGAAAUGGAUAGUUAUGAGCCUGGGGUUUACACUGGAGGAGUGAUGAAAAAAGUUCAGUAUUUGACAAAUACUGUGAUUCCUGAGUUUGUUACUCAAGUCAAUAUUGCACUGGAGGGCUUAAGCAGGAACACAAUGCAUCAGUUUGAUGACAAUCAGUUUGUGGACAUCUCAAAGAAGGUCUAUGAUACAAUUCAUGACAUCAGAUGUUCAGUCAUGAUGAUUCGGACGCCAGAGGAAUUGGAAGAUAUAUCGGACCUUGAAGAAGACUAUGAUGCACACAGUCGUACCAGUGUUCAAACUGAAGGGAAAACUGACAGGGCUAAGAUGACUCAACUGCCAGAGGCUGAAAAAGAAAAGAUAGCUGAGCAAGUGGCUGACUUCAAGAAAGUCAAAAGUAAGCUUGAUGCAGAGAUUGAAAUAUGGGAUGAUACCAGCAAUGACAUCAUUGUUUUGGCUAAGAGGAUGUGUGUGAUUAUGAUGGAGAUGACAGACUUCACAAGGGGUAGAGGCCCACUGAAGAAUACAUCUGAUGUGAUUAACGCAGCAAAGAUGAUUUCAGAGUCUGGAUCCAGGAUGGAUGUGCUGGCACGACAGAUUGCCAACCAGUGUCCUGACCAAUCAUGUAAACAGGAUGUAUUGGCUUACCUGGAACAGAUCAAGCUCUAUUGUCACCAGCUCAAAAUCUGCAGUCAAGUUAAAGCAGAAAUCCAGAAUCUCAGUGGAGAGCUCAUCGUGUCUGCUUUGGAUAGUGUCACUUCACUAAUUCAGGCUGCCAAAAACUUAAUGAAUGCUGUGGUGCAGACAGUGAAGAUGUCCUAUAUUGCCUCCACUAAGAUCAUCAGAAUUCAAAGUCCUACUGGCCCACGACAUGCUGUUGUGAUGUGGAGGAUGAAAGCUCCAGAAAAGAAGCCCCUGAUUAAAAGAGAGAAGCCAGAGGAAAUCUAUGCAGCUGUCAGAAAAGGUUCUGCUAAGAAAAGGAUCCAUCCUGUUCAAGCUAUGAGUGAAUUUAGAGGAAGAGAAAUAAUCUAA
Messenger RNA from Emys orbicularis (European pond turtle), 2691 nucleotides. It is a transcript of the gene CTNNA3, whose product is annotated as catenin alpha 3. The record is from RefSeq and is a predicted model, not a curated record. Gene Ontology annotation, biological process: cell migration; cell-cell adhesion. NCBI's taxonomy places the organism in Eukaryota, Metazoa, Chordata, Testudines, Emydidae. The transcript has 17 exons. Gene Ontology annotation, molecular function: cadherin binding; beta-catenin binding; actin filament binding. Bases 1 to 2691 code for a protein of 896 amino acids. Gene Ontology annotation, cellular component: adherens junction; fascia adherens.